AUGAGGAAACGCCGAUGUCAGUAAUCCAGUAAUCCUUUACACAGUGACUCGAAGGAGAGACAUGGCUGUGGACAAAAACUUGCUUCGUUCCGGGCUCUCAGCAGCUUUAAUAUUUACAGUUUUUGGAAGGCUACCAGCACCACAGAAUGUGAGAAUGCAUUCCAUCAAUUUUAAAAAUCUGCUUCAGUGGAACCCGGUCAUCUAUCAUAAAGGCAACAUUCAUUAUUCAGUAGAGUAUCAAAGCUAUUAUGAUAAAGAUUUUAAAAAACACACACAUUUUAAGAAAGGCUGCACAAGCAUCAGAAUGACAGAAUGUGACUUGUCCAUACUAUCCAUUAUGGUUGGUUAUUACCUGCGUGUAAGGGCUGAAUAUGAAAAUGAGACAUCGGAAUGGGCUGUUAUCGAUGAAUUUGAACCUUCUGUACACACUGAAAUUGGACCGCCUUCAGCAGUGGUUGUGAAGCCAAGAUUAGAUAUGCUCGAUGUCAAUAUCACUGGGCCCAUAAAUGAGAAUAAUAAUACAUCUAUGCAAGAAUAUUUUCUCGACAUGACUUACAAAGUGUCCUACUGGAAAGUUGGAGAGGAAGAAAAGAUUGAGAGUAUUAACACUAAUCAGAUGAUGACAACCCUCACAAAUCUUGAAGCUUGGACCACCUACUGCCUGACAGUGGAACCUGUCUUGCGUAAUAGAAAGACACACCCGAGUUCAAUUGUCUGUGGAACUACAAAGGAUAAUGGUAGCGUUCCAGUGUGGCAAGUGAUCGUGGCUCUUCUGGCAUCAAUUUUAGUUGUUUUUGGUGUGAUAAUGGGAAUUUACUACUCAUCACAUUAUAUUUACAGGACUGUCAGACAUAGUUUCUAUCCUUCCUACAAUCUCCCCGAGCACUUAAAAGAGUACCUGAAAGAACCUUCAUUGAAUUCUCAAUUUCUACUGCCCCUGACUAACCUAUGUGAAGACUCAUUUGACAAACUGAGUAUUAUUUCAGACAUCCAACAUAGUAUUGAUAACACAAACAUUGACAUGAAUACAAAUAUUGUCAAUGGUGCAGUGACUCGGCCGGGCCGCUGGGGGCAAUGCGAAUGGGAGUGUGGGCGGCACAAUAUGUCAGCCGGCUCUCAGGGGGGUGAAACUGUGUUUGGAGAAAUACAGAUACCUACAAAUUUACAGAUUCAUGCUUAUAAUCUAAAGUAUGCGCUUAACUGGGAUGAUGUGCAACGAGAUAAUUACAGUGUGAACUAUACAGUACAGCACAAAAGUAGAAUUUGUGAAGCACAAGUAAACCACACAAUGAACAUCAAUACUAGUGUUGGAAACUGGAGAGAUGUGAAGGGAUGUAAAAACAUCAACCAAACAAUGUGUGAUUUAACUUCAACAAACAUCAAUUUUUUUGGAAGCUAUACCUUCCGUCUACGAGCUCAACAGGGGAAUCAAACAUCAGCUUGGUUGGAAUCAGCAUGCUUUGCACCCUAUAAACACAAUGAAAUUGGUCCUCCAUCAAUACAAGUGGACUCAAACGAAAAUGCUCUUAAUGUCUACAUCUUGGACCUACAAACAGAAAAUAGCACAUCCAUACAGAAAACUUACAAAGAUAUUAAAUACAGGAUAACUUUCUGGAAAAAAUAUUUAAAUAAAACGAUACGUGUGAAAAACAGCACAAGUAAACUCGUGUCACUGGAACUUGAACCUUGGACUACAUACUGUCUGCAUGUUCAGGUUUUCAGCUCUACAUUUAGAGUGGAAGGACAAUUUAGUGAGGUUGUUUGCAAAAUGACUAAAGGUACUAUUCCACUGUGGCAGAUUGGUGUAACCUUUAUCGUCUCACUGGUGGUUGUUUUUGGUGUGACAUUAGGAUGCUUAUUCUGUAUAUAUUGCAUGUACCGAUGCAUAAAGUAUGCUUUCUUUCCACCACACAUUUUGCCAGAGCAUUUACAAGAGUAUUUCAGUGAACCUACCCAGAAUGCCUUCCUUGAACUAACACCACAGGAAGAUGCUGAAGAGUGCUGUGAUCAACUCAAAGUCAUUUUUGAAACUGAAAACCUGAGUACAUACUCCAGUUCUUUAACUUUACCAAAUACUGGAAAUGAGAUAAUUGAUGACAAUGGUCAAACCAGUACAGAUUCUGGACAGUUUUCUAAUGAAGAAAGUUCCAACAGUAACAGUACUGAAGAAUCGGAGGGAAGCAUAUUAACAAAGCUAGAUCUACAGACAUCGACUAUGUCCUUUUAUGAUUAAAAGUUCCAUUGAUCUCCAACAUUUCAGGGAAGAAGUUGCUCAAGCUGCCAUAUUGCAAGUAUGAGUGUGGAAAAAUAAUUGUCUCAUUGCUUUGGAUGUGCGGACCAAGUGUAAUAUUUCCAGAUUUGCUGACGGAACAAAACUAGACAGAAAUGUUAAUUGUAAGAAGAAUGUAAAGAUGCUUCAAGUGAAUUUUAAACUGGCUGAGUGAGUGGGGAAGAAUGUGGCAGAUGAAACAUAAUAUGAAAAAGUGUGGAAUUUUCAACUUUGGUGAGAGAUUGGGAAGUGUUGAUGUCCAAAAGGACCUGAGUGGCCUUGUUCAUACUAUCACUGAAAGUUGAUAUUGUUAUGAUCCCAACUGAUAAUACUACUGGAGAAGUCAGAUCGCAGAAUGAAUUCUGGCCUGAUAGAUUGUAUUUUUUUUUUAAAUUUAAUUAAUGUGGUGGUCAUUGACUGAAACAUUGUCACCUGAGGCUGCAGUGUUUCUGUAACAUUAGAACAGAAUUUUAUUACAAAAAGGCGAAAACACAAAAGAAAAGCUGUUGAGAUCCAAUAUAGUUGGAAAAAAACUUAAAACGUAUAGCAAAACAAAGUGACAUCUAUUCCCUGACAUCACUUCACAGUGAUUCAAUUUCAUAGAAAUUACUUUUAUAUAUCUAAUUACCAGGUUUGGCUUAACUGAUCUUUGUCAGUUCUUACCUGUGAAAUGUGAAGUCAUUUUACAUGAGUACUCACAAAAUAACAGUUUAAAUUUUCUCAGUCUCUGGUAGUCUGCAGAUUUCUAACCAGAUACUCCUGGUUUGGAUGCUGCACAAACUAAAUUUUCCUACUGAGGUAGCGGUGCUUUCCCCAAAGUGAUCUAUUCUCCUCUUUUGGAGAGAAACUAUACUUGAUUUUACCCCAGCCAAGUAACCUCCAAAUUGCCCAAUAACUUCUGAUCUCUGGAUUAUCAAAUAAACAAUCAAGCUUUGAAUAUCCUGAACCAAAAAACUAGCUGAUGGCCCUCAGUGUUUACCCACAUUCAUAAACCAGCACAUUUAAAAACAAUCCUCCAUUAACUCUCUGAGAGUUCCAUGCUCUCUGACAGAUACUGGAUUAGGUCACUGCUCCAGAAAGACUGUUUGACCUAGAUAUUUCUUUUAAAAAUUCUUCAAAGAAGUAACCACAACCCCAUAUGCCACUGUUCUAAAAUCCAGAUGGUAAAAAUGAUACAUAUAUAAAUAUAGAGAGUGUGAUUCAUUUCAUCACAAAUGCAGGUACAUUAAGCAGUUAGGAAGGCAAAAGAUAUAUUAAGCUUUUGUUGCUAGAGAAUUUGAAUACAGGAGUAAAGAGUCUUUUAAAGAACUGACUGACUAGAAGAGGGAAACUAAGAGCGAAUAUUUGAGAGGGAUAUCAUGGUACUCUUGGUGAGAUGGAUAGCACUAGCAUAGAGAAUAUAAAAUCAUUCGGUGAAGUCAGAGUCAGGCAGCAAGCAACAAAGUCUAAAUCAGGCUGUAUAUAUGUGAGCGGAUGGAAUACGGUAAAUAAGUUGGAGGGUUACAGGCACAAGUUGGCAUGUGGGAUUAUGAUGUGACAAUAAUUGACCUGCCUCAAGAAAUGGCAGGACAGGUUGUUCAGUAUUCCUGGUUGCAAGGUGUUCAGAAAAGAUGGGGAAGGAGAAGGGAAAAAGUAGGAAACAAAUUCAGAGCUGACUUCAUGAUAAAAGAGAGAACAAGUUAAAGAGGAAAAAGUGUGCAUGUGACUGGCAUCUGGUAGUGAAUAUAUCUGAGAAUUAAGCUGAAUAUCGAGUUCAAAAGGGAAGUGACAAAUCAAAUAAGAGCCAGAGGGUUAUGAGAAAAGACAGACAGUUAAUAUGAAGGGGAAUACCAAAGUCAUCUUCAGGCACAUAAAUAAAAGGGGGGUCAAAGGAGAAGAAAGAUACCCAGAAAGGGGAUUUACCCGUGAAGGCAAGAGGCAUGAUUGAGGUGUUAAAUGAAUACCCUGUACCUGCUUUUACCUUCAACGCAGAUACUGCCCAAAGCAUGGUGACAGAAAGAAAGUGGGUGACAAGAAGGCCUUAAAAUGACGUGGCAAAAGGUUCGGAUAGGUUGUUAAUGCUUUAAAGUUGAUAAUUCACCUUGGAGCGAAUGAGAUGCAUUCAAGGAUGUUGAAGGAAGCGCAAGGUGAAAUUGUAGAGGCACUGGCAAUGAUCUUCUCUGGCUUCAGGUGGCGCCAGAGGACUGAGUGUAGAAUCGGACUUGCAGAAUUCCAUUCUUGGAACCUCCUUAUCAAAACUGCACAUUAUGUGGCUUGAAGAAUAAUUAAAAUUAAAGAAAAGCUUUCAAACAAUAUGUUUAAUAAUGUAAGUAGUUAUCAGUGCACACUCCAGUGUAAUCGAUCAAGAACUUCCAUUAAACGGGUGUGCAAGAAUGACCUGUAGAAUUUCCACUGAGUGGUUUCAAACUACUAAUUUUUUAGAUCACUUAGAUUUAAAUCUUUGAGAUUUCUCUGUCUAUCAUGUGCAGUCUCCUCACCAAGAGGGGAGAUAAUCUAAAUUUGGAGAACUAUCAUUGGUCAGUUCUUUUCAUAUUAGCGAUCUGUUAGAAUAUCUAACAGACCAAGUGUACUACAUUCUCCAUGCAUGGGUUUUCCCUUCAACUUUCCUGACUAUUUCUUGUUGUUCUUGAUGCCAUCUUUGAAUUAACUGGAUUAAGAAUCUGGAUAUUUUUCUUCACUUUGUCCCUUAUAAUUGUGAAUUUGAAAGUGGUGUUCUCCAGUGUUUUCUUUUCCUGAUUUACAUAAAUGAUUUGCAGAUGGGUGUUGAGGACAGAAUGUCUAAUUUUGCAGAUGAUACUAUGCUAAGUAUAGUGAAUUGUGAGAAUGACACUGAGUGACUUCAGAGGGACGUACACAAGUUGUUCAAAUGAGCAGACGAAUUUCAGUGCAGAGAAAUGUGAGGUCAUGCAUUUUGGUAGAAGAUACUGAGAGACAGACAAUACAGUCUCAAUGGUACAACUUUGAGGGGAAUAUAGAAACAUAGGGACCUCACGGUUCACUGCAUAAUUCUGUGAAGGUGGCUAGGCAAGUUGAAAUAGUUGUUAAGGAAGCUUAUAGGAUCCUUGGAUUUAUAAAUAGAGGCAUACAGUAUAAAGGCAAGGAAGUGGUGCUACACCUCUACAAAUCAUUGCUCAGACCACAUUUGG
Rhincodon typus (whale shark) is the source of this 5415-nucleotide messenger RNA. RefSeq lists its product as uncharacterized. NCBI's taxonomy places the organism in Eukaryota, Metazoa, Chordata, Chondrichthyes, Orectolobiformes, Rhincodontidae. The record is from RefSeq and is a predicted model, not a curated record. Bases 62 to 2233 code for a protein of 723 amino acids. Gene Ontology annotation, molecular function: protein binding. The transcript has 15 exons.